UGCCUGUGGAGUGAUUAAAAAAGCACCCAAGACCAUGAAUCUCAUCAAUAUGGAUUCGGAGAACCGGGUGGUCCUCAAUGUGGGUGGCAUCCGGCAUGAGACGUACAAGGCGACACUCAAGAAGAUCCCAGCCACGCGGCUGUCGCGUCUCACGGAAGCUCUGGCCAAUUACGAUCCCAUCCUCAAUGAGUACUUCUUCGACCGGCAUCCCGGCGUCUUCGCCCAAGUCCUCAACUACUACAGAACGGGGAAACUGCAUUAUCCAACAGAUGUGUGUGGCCCACUGUUCGAGGAGGAGCUGGAAUUUUGGGGCUUAGACUCCAAUCAAGUGGAGCCGUGCUGUUGGAUGACUUACACUCAGCAUCGUGAUACACAAGAGACACUCGCUGUGCUCGAUCGCCUGGAUUUGGACACAGAGAAGCCGUCAGAGGAGGAAUUGGCUAGGAAAUUUGGUUUUGAAGAGGAUUACUACAAAGGUACGGUUUCCUGGUGGCAGAACAUCAAACCACAAAUUUGGUCUCUAUUCGAUGAACCGUACAGUUCGAAUUCAGCUAAAAUAAUUGGUGUCGUUUCCGUGUUCUUCAUUUGCGUUUCCAUUUUGUCGUUCUGUUUGAAAACACACCCCGACAUGCGGGUGCCCAUCAUCAGGAAUAUCACCGUACGCACGGCUAAUGGAAGUUCAUCGUGGGUGUUGGACAAGGCACAAACCAACGCCCAUCUCGCAUUCUUCUACAUUGAGUGUGUCUGUAAUGCGUGGUUCACCCUGGAAAUUCUCGUGAGAUUUAUAUCAUCGCCCAACAAGUGCAACUUCAUAAAAUCAUCCGUUAACAUCAUCGACUACAUCGCCACAUUGAGUUUCUACAUCGAUCUGGUGCUCCAGAAAUUUGCGUCCCACCUCGAGAAUGCCGACAUCCUGGAAUUCUUCUCAAUCAUUCGCAUCAUGCGACUGUUCAAGCUGACGCGCCACAGUUCCGGCCUCAAGAUACUCAUUCAGACGUUCAGGGCGUCCGCCAAGGAGCUCACGCUCCUGGUCUUCUUCCUAGUGUUAGGCAUCGUCAUAUUUGCCAGUUUAGUGUACUACGCCGAGCGGAUACAGGCCAAUCCGCACAAUGACUUCAACAGCAUCCCGCUGGGUCUCUGGUGGGCCCUUGUCACCAUGACGACGGUAGGUUAUGGCGACAUGGCGCCCAAGACGUACGUGGGCAUGUUCGUGGGGGCCCUGUGCGCCCUGGCCGGCGUGCUGACCAUCGCCCUGCCCGUGCCCGUCAUCGUCAGCAACUUCGCCAUGUACUAUUCGCACACGCAAGCCAGGGCGAAGUUGCCCAAGAAGCGGAGGCGAGUUCUGCCAGUGGAACAGCCACGGCCACCCCGGUUACCAGGACAACCGGGAGCGAGCGGGACCCCCAUUGGGAAUGCACCCUCUGGGCCGGGUUCCGGUGGCACGGGUCCUCGUCGAAUGAAUGCCAAUAAGACUGGGGCGAAGGACCUCGUUGGACCAAAGACAGGACCGAUUGGAGCGUCAAUUGUGGCCAUCAGUCCGCGCCACGUGCUCGAUCUCAAUCCCGCCCUGGCGAUGUCGAAGCCACUAUUUGAGUCCAAGGGGCCACCGAUCAUGGCGAAGGAGCCAACCACCAACAAUACCACGACCAGCGAAAAAACUUUCCUAUAAUUUAUCGCCACUGAGAGUGAAAUUGUUUAUUGAUUUUCUCGACUGAACGAUAUCAAAUAUCCAUCUUUUGCACACACAUUUUCAUUCACAUAUUGACACAAUUCAUGCUACAGUAUUUUGUCACAAGGAGAGAAUGGCGGAGAAGCAUGCGAGAGAGAUGUAUAAAGUUACAUGUACAUAGGGAGCUAGACUUAAUUGAAUUUAGAGUGACAUUGAGACUCUUUCUAAAUUUUACACACGUCACCCCACGAUAAGAAUGGCGACAUGGCAUUAUCCACUGGAUUAAUGGUGCGAAAUCGGCCAUAAAUAUUCAAUCAAAUCAAAUUUGAGGCUAUAUAUCUCGAAGACACAGCUGCUUGUCAUAUCACUUCAUACCGGAGGACAGAAAAUCCCGACAAGAAGGUAAGCAUUCAGCAAGAUAACUCUCGCAAUUCAUGACAAAUGAAGCCGAAAGUCAUUGAGAUGGAAAUGCUGGGGAAUAAACAUAAAUUUAAUAUUUUACCAUUAAAGCCAAGAUGUCUUUGCAGAUGAGAAAGAUUUGCCGGAAGCUUUGCAAGAUUUCUAAUUCAAAAUUCAUAUACCAAAUUCACUGUUCAAACAGAAUUUACACCGCUAACGAGAAAGAGAGGAACUCUGCGAGAGAGCAAAUCAAAUACAAUUGUAUGAUGAAUGAAUUGCGAGCCACAGAGAGCUUUUGCUCAAAUAUGACAGCGCAUAGGGAGGGUUGUUGCAUAAUGAAUUACGUUUAUUCUGGAUGUAAGUAAAUUAAAUUGGGAGAUGCAUUUUUCAUGCAAUAAAACUACAAGGAAAUUCGGUAUUGAAAAGGAAGGAAGUUCAGAUUAUAUACAGAUAAUUUCCAUAACGCAUAGUGCUUGAUGUAUUUUUUUCUCUGAUUACAUUGAUCUUGGAGAACCUCAAGAAGUCAUUUGAAGUGCAUUUGCGAGCUCUUUCAUGUUGAACAAGGCAAUGAAAGCAUUAAAAAGCUCACAUUAUUCAGACCCUCCGAACUUUCUAUAGCUCUCGCAAUGACUUUCAAGGAGGUAAAUUGGACCAAAUCGCAUGGAGAGUAGAUGGAUUUUUCACCUCCCAAUUGGCACUACUCCAAAGGAGGAAAUUUUAUUCAUUUCCCCGUCGCAGGCUUCCGCCUUUCACAGGCAAAGUGUUGGAAAGGCAAAUCGAGGAAAUGUACAAGUCCAUUUCUGCAUUGGCUAUCAUGAAUUAUAGGAUUAUUCCGCAUCACUUUGCUAAAUUAAUUACACCAUCCAGAGUUAGAAAGUCUCCAGAAUGACGGAGGUCAGGCCAUGACAUACAAGAAGAAUCACAUUUAUACUUACGGAGAGGCACAUUUCUCAUGAACACAUUGACAAAUCUAAUUCAUCGAACAAUUGUAGCUAGAUAGAGGCACUUUUACUAGAUUUCAUCGUACUUUCUGUUAAAAUUCAUGUCCAUAAAUGUAUAGAACUUUGCAACACUAUAGAUAUGUAUAUCAAUAAACAAACUAGAUAAUUGUAGCAAAAUGAUGGUUUCAUAACCAAGAUUUUAUAUCAUAAUUCAUGAGAAUUGCAGCAAAACAGCAGGGGAGAUAAACAGAAAAUAUGCACAUUGAAUUUCCAAACCAUAAAUUUCCAUAUCAAAAAGUGCUCAAAUUUCCACUUACCUAUCAUUGAAUGUCAUCGACAAAACACAAAUUCCAUAUUUAAUCGGUGCAUCUAAUCAGGAAAUUGGUUUUAUGCAAUGCUCUUAGAACUUGAAAAUUGUUUAAUUCUGCGUGACAUCAAAUUUAUUAUAAAUAUCCCCUAACUUUGUGUGCAACAUCCGGACCAAAACAGCAUUACUAAGCAUGAACAGUGUUUUAGAAAAAAAAACCUUAGCAACUUCUCAUAAAAAGUCUCUUUCUGCAACAUGAUAGGAAAGAUGAACAAUACAAUAAGAAUUUUUUAUUACACUCAAAGUGGCAACACAAUUUUCCAUUUUACAUGUGUGUGUUUUAGCUAUUUGAUAACAAAGCAGAAUCUACUAAAAAAUAAAUAUACAUAUAUAUAUAUAUUUGUAAAGAUAAAAGUAUAAAUAAGCUAUAGUUAAAUAAAUACAAUGUAAGAUUACGGAUAACAGAUAGUUUUCUAAGUUUUGUUCACGUUUAUAAACUUUAUCAUUGAAGUGAUUGAAAAAUCGUAAAAAGAAAACCAAACAAGCAUUUAAUGUGAUAAACCGUAGAUAAAAUGCCGAGAAAUGGUGUGGAAGUGAAGAAAAGCAAGACAGCAAGUUGGAAUGUGACCAAAAUUACUGCACAGGAAGGAAGGGUCAUGUGUAAAGUUAAAAAAAAAUGUUGGGAAAGCAACACAAAUCGGCCAUCAGAGAUAUUCAUUUACAUAUUAAAUUGACAAAUUACAAUUUAUCUUAAAUAAAAACUAUCAUAAACAUUAAAUAUAAUAAUUAGGAAAUGAAAUUGAAUAAAAUAUUUAAUGUAAUAAACUUCUUUCACAGAAAUCAACACGACACAUUUGAUGAAAAUCACUCUAAGUAAAGUCAUUCUCACACGUGCAACACACAUUGUAUCAUUUUCACACAUUUCUAUAGUGAGACAUGGAGGUAUAAAUUAAAUAAUAAUCAUAAAGCUAUUGAAUCAAAUAACAACUGACAAGGAGGCAAACUACAAAACUUAUACAAUUUUAGGUGAAGAAAGACACUCAUGAAAUCAUUUUCUUACAUUAAGAUUUUAAAACUUUUCAAAGAAUGCUAUGACGAAAACCUAUAUGUAUAUCAUUGGAACUUUAACAAACAAGGAGGAGUUGCAGAUGCGCGGUGAAGGCGGUGAAUAAGGAAAUUUAGAGAAUUUACAACAAAAAAAUGAGUGACAAUUUCACAUAAGGAUAUAAAUGAACUGUAUAUCACAGAAGAAUGAAUACACGGAGAAAGAAAAGAAUAUCAACCAUUGUUUCAACUCGAGAGUUACGAUGAUGACAGAUAUUUAGAGAAGAGUGACAAGAAAUUAAAGUUAUACAAUAAAA
Molecule: messenger RNA, 4677 nt
Organism: Phlebotomus argentipes
Lineage: Eukaryota; Metazoa; Arthropoda; Insecta; Diptera; Psychodidae
Product: potassium voltage-gated channel protein Shaw-like
Exons: 8
Coding region: 35-1669 (544 amino acids)
Biological process (GO): protein homooligomerization; potassium ion transmembrane transport
Cellular component (GO): axon; neuronal cell body membrane; voltage-gated potassium channel complex
Molecular function (GO): protein binding; delayed rectifier potassium channel activity
Source: RefSeq, a predicted model, not a curated record